CGUACCGUAUCCAGUGUCAAGAUGAAAUCGUUCGUGCUUCUAGUAGCUCUGUUUGCCGCGGCCAGCGCCAACAUCGACAUCGACUGGUCGAAGGUUCGACCGAUCGAGGAGUUCGAUCACUACUGGGAGCGUCUGCCGGCGGAGAUGCAGAUCUACCGUAAGAUGCUUCCGUCGCACCGUAUCGUCAACGGCCAGGAGGCGACACCCGGUCAGUUCCCGUACCAGAUCGCUCUGCUGAGUGAGUUCGUGAUCACGAGCGGCCUGUGCGGAGGUUCGGUCCUCACCAACAACUUCAUCCUGACUGCUGCUCACUGCGUUGUCGGAACGGCCGGUAUUCUGGCGUCCGGUGGUACUGCCAUCAUCGGUGCCCAUGAUCGCAGCACCGUAGAACCAACCCAGCAGCGCAUCCGGUUCUCGGGCCCGGGAGUCAUUCCCCACCCCUUCUACACCUCAGCCAACAUCCGUAACGAUAUUGCCUUGGUGCGUCUGGAUGCUCCAAUCGUCUUCAACGCCCGCGUGCAGCCAGUGCGUCUGCCCGCCCGUUCGGACUCUCGCCAGUUCGGAGGAUUCCUUGGAACCGUGUCCGGAUUCGGACGUACGUCCGAUGCUAGCCAGGCCACCUCGAAUGUCGUGAUGUUCACGACCAACCCGAUCAUGACCAACGCAGACUGUAUUGCCAGCUGGAACGCUGUGCUGAUCGAACCUCAGAACGUGUGCCUGAGCGGAGAGGGUGGUCGCUCGGCCUGCAACGGUGACUCCGGUGGUCCGCUGGCCGUUCAGGAAGGUGGAAGCCUCCAGAUCGGUGUUGUGUCGUUCGGAUCUGCUGCUGGUUGUGCCGUCGGUAUGCCGUCGGUGUACGCCCGUGUGUCGUUCUUCCUGGGAUGGAUUGAGGCCAACUCGGACUUUGUCGCGACUGCUUAAAUCUGAAUGAUCUGCGAUAUGAGUUGCUUAAGGGUAACAUGUAAAUAAAAGCUUAGCCUCUAAAUGGAA
This is a messenger RNA of Anopheles stephensi (Asian malaria mosquito), 990 nucleotides long. Its product is annotated as brachyurin-like. Gene Ontology annotation, biological process: proteolysis. Gene Ontology annotation, molecular function: serine-type endopeptidase activity. Lineage: Eukaryota; Metazoa; Arthropoda; Insecta; Diptera; Culicidae. Bases 22 to 921 code for a protein of 299 amino acids. The record is from RefSeq and is a predicted model, not a curated record. The transcript has a single exon.